CCCCAAUUAAAAAGACAUUAGGGUUCUUGAGCUCUCUAGGGCUUUCGUCCUCUCGCCAGGUAUGUGAUUUCAUGAUCGCGGCAGGCAGAGCGCUGCCCUGCGCAUUGCAUUUACAUCCUCCUCCUCUGAAUCUAAACCUAGGCCGCUUCCCCUCUCUUUCGCUAAUCAAUGCGCGUACCGUUUCCUACCUGACAAAAGAGAUCCAAAUCCAGCCUUGAGUGCCUUGGUUUCGCUCUGGAUGCUGGGAUUUCUCGUGAAUAGGGUAAUAGUGGUGAUGUUUCCUUUUCCUUCCUUUGUCAGCCAGGCGAUGGCCCUUCUUGCUUGCCUUGAAGGGAGGGCUUUUUGGGCUUAGUUUAAUCCAAUGCAGGUGUUGUGUGUAGCAGGGCAUGCCUGUCAGUCCCCACUGGCUAGGCCCAGUUAUCCGCAAAAACCUUUGCUUGCUUGCUCGCUCCAUCUCUUCCUUGAUCAUGCUAGGCUAGUCUUAGAUUUCAAUCAACCAGAGCGUGCGAGCGAGCAGAGCGUGCGCGCCGAGUUGGGUCAAUUGGUCCCAUGUCUCGAGUGGUUCCCAUGGCUUCUUACAAGCACCAUCUCUCCAGGCAAUGCAUUGCCAGAGAGCAGCAAAGAGAUCGGCCGAGCGUCAGGUGUGCCAAUUUCGUGUGCUUGAUUGGCUUGCUUGCGUUGGGCAUUCUCGCAAUCAGCUUGUCCUCGCUCAGGGUCAUGCUAGGCUAUCCGCAUCGCCACAAGCUGCUGCGCAGUGGCAGGCUAGAUCCCCAGGAAUUGAAUAGAACCUUGUUUUUGCAGUCGAUCCAGGAUCCUUGGACGCCGGAGGAGCUUCACAGGCUCAACCUCUUGCUGGAAGGCGAUGGCGAUGUGGUAAAUCUGGAGCUUGUGAGGCGGCGGUGGCAGCGUGACAUUCCAGAGGCGGCCUCGAGAGCCAGAGCCGCCAGAGCAGCGAGCAUCGAUGUGGAUUCGUACUACCGUCACGACCACCGUCCCAACUCGGGCUAUAGGAGGAUCUCGGCUAGAGGGUCCAGGUUGCCGGUGGAGCUCACUCAUCCUCGAUACUCCACGCGUUGGGCGGAAGCGUCUCAAGCUCUACGCUCGUGGCUGAGGAAGAAGAGGUAUGAUCCCAGUGUCAUGAACGAGCUGGUGGAUCAAGUGAGUGCUCCUAUCGUCAAGUUUCUCAAUUCAUCAGCAACAGGCUCUAGCGGGCGAUUCCGGCAGUGUGCUGUGGUUGGAAACAGCGGCAUCCUUCUCAACACCAGGUAUGGAUCUUUCAUCGACAGCCACGAAGCAGUGUUGAGGCUCAACAAUGCCAGAGUCACAGGUUUCGAGCAGCACGUUGGAUCAAAGACGACGCUUUCCUUCAUCAACAGCAACGUUCUAGCUCUGUGCUCUCGACGUCCGGGUUGCAAUUGCCAUCCAUAUGGAUCCAGCGUCGCCACCGUCGUCUAUAUGUGCCAGGCUCUACAUUUCGUCCACCUCAAGCUCUGUGGCUCUCUCAUGGCCGAUGCGCCGCUGCUCGUCACUGAUCCCAGAUUCGAUGCUCUGUGCAUGAGAAUUGUCAAGUACUACUCGCUCAAGAAGUUCUUCCAGAGCUCCGGCGCUGCUGCUUCGGCCAGCUACUCGAUCGAGCACUGGAAACGCAUGCACGACGGCUCAUUCUUCCACUACUCGUCUGGGAUGCAAGCGGUGAUGCUUGCGCUGGGGAUAUGCGACAGUGUGAAUAUUUUCGGAUUCGGGAAAGCUGCCACCGCCAAACAUCACUAUCACACAAACCAGAGAGGGGAGCUCAACCUUCACGACUACGCGGCGGAGUAUACACUCUACCAGGAUCUCGCCAACAACAAGUCCAAUCCUUUUCUAGACGAGGCCUCUGGAUUCAAGUUACCGGCCGUCAGGGUUUUCACAUAGAUAGAUAGAGUCGAGUCACCAGGUUCCGGUAGCCUUCUUUCUACGACAGGAAGGAAGUGAAAGGUAAAGGUCGGGCGGAGGCUGGAAAUGCAGGCAAAGCAGUGGUGGCAGGUCUUGGGCUUAGCGGUGCUCCUACUCUUUCUCUGCAAGAUGUCCGUCAUGGUGUUGGACCAAGAGCUCCACCAGCAACACUUUAGCGUUGGCAGCGAUACAGAUGCAAGCCUGGCGAGGCUCCCCAGAAACCCAAGUCAAGACAAGCGAGGAUGGCUGCUCGAUCCUCUCAAAGCUGCUGCUCAAGCCGGCCUCUCAGGUGGAGCGAUUGAAUGCACAGCAGUUCACGCAGGAGAGAUUCAAGUAGGGGCCGUUCGUGCCAAUCAUCGGCAUCACUUUUGCAACGAGACGUUUCUCCUUUGGAACGCUCGAGCGUUGUUUCGUCUGGAGAACGCAUUCAUGGACAAUGGAUAUGCGCAGGCUGUUGUUGGAGCUGGCGAGGUAUCAAUCGCCGCUGCGCCGGCUGGCCGGGCACAUGCUUUGGCAAAUAUUGACAGGCACAAGACACUCUUUUUUUUGGCGUGUCAAGACGCUCUAUUCAACCCCGAGAAUCCAAUGACAGACUUUCGGAUAUGGGACGAUCUGUGACGAAAUGAAAAAGCCCAAGGCAAAAGCUCUCUUGGCUCUCGGUCUUA
Molecule: messenger RNA, 2600 nt
Organism: Selaginella moellendorffii
Lineage: Eukaryota; Viridiplantae; Streptophyta; Lycopodiopsida; Selaginellales; Selaginellaceae
Product: beta-1,6-galactosyltransferase GALT29A-like
Exons: 3
Coding region: 550-1914 (454 amino acids)
Molecular function (GO): sialyltransferase activity
Source: RefSeq, a predicted model, not a curated record